This is a messenger RNA of Scaptodrosophila lebanonensis, 1427 nucleotides long. RefSeq names its product CD151 antigen. The transcript has 7 exons. Gene Ontology annotation, cellular component: membrane. The record is from RefSeq and is a predicted model, not a curated record. Lineage: Eukaryota; Metazoa; Arthropoda; Insecta; Diptera; Drosophilidae. The coding region runs from base 307 to 1047 and encodes 246 amino acids.
ACGCGCUCGCGAAGUUUGGUCGAGUCGGUGGUGAAUUGUGUUUUGACGUGUGGGAGAUCGAUCGGUUUUUGAGGAACAGUCGUCGUUGCUUCUUUCCCACUCAAGAAAAAUAGUCAAAAUAAAUUACAGCAAAAUCAAAACUUUCCGUUCCCGACGAUUUGUGCAGCGAACUGCAACUGAGAAAUUCGCUACCGGCUGCGUGCGGCUUUAAAUUAAAUUAAAAGGCAUUUGCAUAAAACUAAACCGCCAAAAUUGGUUACCUAACGAAAACCUCGUUUGUGUUAAACGACACCAAAGUAAGUGGAUAUGAAAAAUUUCAUUAAAGAGGACUACGACAUGGGCUUCAGUUCGCGGAUGGACUGCUGCGGGCAGUUCGUCAAAUACAGUCUCUUCAUAGCGAACUUUGUCAUAUUUGUGGGCGGCGCUAUUGUGUUUUGUCUGACACUUUGGACGCUGGUGGAUCGCAGCUUUGUCAAUGAGCUCUUGGGCACGAAUCUGUUCUCGGGCGCUGUUUAUGUGCUGCUGGUCACAUCGGUUAUCAUUUGCAUGGUCUCGUUUCUGGGCUGUGUGGGCGCUGGCAAGGAAGUGAAGUGUCUGCUAUUGACGUAUUUCAUCAUAGUGGCUUUGGUUUUCGUGACCAUGCUAAUUGGCGGCGUCUUGGGGUACGUGUUUCGUGAGCGUGUGCAGCAGACCAUGCGACAGGAAAUGCGCUCGACUAUGGCGUUGUAUGGCAGCCGACGAGAGAUUACACAAGCCUGGGAUCUGACGCAGGAGCGUUUGCAAUGCUGUGGCGUCGAUACCUGGCACGAUUGGAAUCGCUACGGCCCCGUCCCAGAGUCCUGUUGUCAGGAACUGUUUGGCGGACAGCGCAAGGAGUGCACCAUCUUCCCAACAAUCACGAAUUUGCACAACCAGGGCUGCCUGUAUGUGACGACCAACUUCAUCAGAGAUCAUGCGGCGGUUAUAGGCGGCACUUCUAUAGCCGUAGCCAUUCUCAUGAUAUUUGGCAUGAUAUUCUCCUGUUUGCUCUUCAAUAUGAUUGAAUAACACACAUAGGAGCCAUCGGUCGAUAGCGCAUCAGAAAAAUCAGCAUCAAACCCAUUUACAAUAUUUAUCCACAGUUCUGCUCAAUGAGUAUUAUCCAAAUGAAUGAUAUGUUAGCUUCUCGUCUGUAUUAUAGAUAUGUGCCCUAGCCUCUACAUGUAAUCCGAGUUAUUAAUUGUUACAUACUCGUACUUAUGUAUUUUUGUAAUAUUUUUAUUAUACUUAUUGCGUUUGUUAAAGUUUAGUCGAAUGAAGAUGCAAUCGCCCAGCAAUGAGUUGGCCUUCUAUGUUGUGUAAUCGUAUAAUGAAUUUAGCUGUACGCAUGUUACUGUAAACAUAUACUUAAUAAAUCUAUGCAAUUUUAUUAGAAGAUAAGAACAUAA